Molecule: messenger RNA, 772 nt
Organism: Nicotiana attenuata
Lineage: Eukaryota; Viridiplantae; Streptophyta; Magnoliopsida; Solanales; Solanaceae
Product: putative glycine-rich cell wall structural protein 1
Exons: 2
Coding region: 54-524 (156 amino acids)
Source: RefSeq, a predicted model, not a curated record
UAGCUCUUCUCUGGGGUUAAUUCAGUGCAAAACACACAUACGAGAGAAGCCAAAUGGCAAGUGCAAAGAGUAGCAGGUUGGUUCUUUUAUGCAUUGUCUGUGUUUUUGUGCAAACAACAUUUGCGAGGAAGCUUCUACAAUUUCCAUCCGGAAACAUCCUCGGCUUUGGCGGAAUUGACCAAAUUAUCGGAAAUGUUGCCGGAGGCGGCGGAGGAGGCGGCGGCGGGGGAGGAGGAGGUUCAGAUGGUGGAAACGGUUGGGGAAUUGGAGGUGGAGGUGGCUUUUUUAGUGGACCAGGCAGUGCCGGCGGCGGUGGCGGAGGAGGAGGAGGUGUGAAUGGUGGAUCUGGUCGGGGGUUUGGAAUUGGCUGGGGUAGUGGAUCAGGUAGCAAUGGAGGUGGCGGUGGCGGUGGCGGAGGAGGCGGCGGCGGCGGUGAAGACGGCGGAAAUGGUUUUGGUGGUGGAGCUGGUCAAGGCUAUGGAGUGGGAGUGGUGGCGACCGUUGAUCCUACUAUUGAAGAUUGAAUAAGGCCUUUUUUUGGUGAUCGCCAUUUUCACCGGAAUUUGCUCAAAUAUAAGUUUAGAAUAAAUAAAUAAAUAAAUAAAUAAGAGGGAAAUUGUUGCAACCCAUAUUCUCUAAUGAACUUUUUUCACUGAAUAAUGUUAUAGGUAUUCCUGAUUUUGAGUUUUAGAUAUGUUUACACACGACUAUGAAAAGAAAAAUUAAGGGCAACUAGCAAUUUUGGUUCUAUAUUGCAUUAUACCAGCUUUAA